UAUCACGCUCCCCACGAGGCAUCUGGCAGCUCUCCCUCUCAGCUAUGGCCUGGAGGAGUCCCAAUUGCAUCGUUCGUGCGGUGCAGUCCGUCCGCAAGAAUGCCUGUCUACAGCCUUCUCUGCAAUUCCCCGUCGUCUCCGCGUCUCCUCUUCCCCCGACCUCGACACACUUCCACCAGCGCCAACGUCAGAACCCAUUCUCCACCUCGUCCCGACAAUGUGCCACUGAUAUCACCGAGGUACAGGCUGCCCCAGAGAUCGACUUCUCCAAAUUGGCAAUAGCCCCUGCACGGAUCGUCCCCGCAUCACCAUCCUACUUCUCCGGCAGUCCGAAGUUCUUCGAUCACCUGCUGAAUCUUGAAAGGAUUUUGGCCAAGUAUGCAAGCUUACCCACGGUGCCUACCAGUGAAGCGCCGCGAAUGGCAUGGCUCAAAUUGACACAAUUCCGCGACUUUGUUGGCGAGCCGGUACCGACGAAGAAGUACAAAAAUCUUCUCAAGAUCCUGCAACGGCUGAAUAGAAUUGAUCCCAAUUUAGCGCCUCGUGAAGUGCGCGAAACAUUGCAUACCUUCCUUCGUCCUGGAAACCCCUAUGAGAGUAAGCCAGAACCGCCCGUUGUGGACGAACUAGGUCGGGCUAGAGGCACAGGCAAGCGGAAGGAGUCUUCGGCUGUGGUAUGUCUAGUUGAGGGAGAGGGGGAGGUUCUAGUAAACGGGAAGACUUUAGUGGAGGCAUUUCCCCGUCUGCACGACCGAGAGAGUGCCAUGUGGCCAUUGAGGUGUACACAAAGACUGGACAAGUACAAUGUCUGGGUUACGGUCAAGGGUGGUGGAGUGACUGGCCAAGCAGAGGCUAUUACAUUAGCUCUCGCGAGAGCAUUAUUGGUUCAUGAGCCAGGAUUGAAGCCUGUCUUGCGGAAAGCGGGCGUUGUUACUGUCGAUGCACGGCGCGUGGAAAGGAAGAAGCCAGGUCAUGUCAAGGCGCGCAAGAUGCCAACCUGGGUCAAACGGUGAAGAGAAAGAGAAGAGAAUGUCUUUCCUUCCAUUACUGUAUUAUUUUUUUGUGUCAAGACGAUUCUGGGCGAGUCUAUAUAUGCUGUAUUCGUCGUCUUAUGUCCAGUAUGUCAUGGGUUUAGCUUCAGGCACCAAAGGCGUUUUCGAUGUUUUCUUGGACUGCGAUUAGAAUCCCGGGUGACUGAAGUAGGGAGCAGAGCCUCCAGGGAUCUACUAUUUUGUGCACUCUUGGAUCCAUUGGACAAUAUGGUGCAUCAUAAUCCUGCCGGUAGGCAGCAUGUAUAGCGUAGUUACAUAUAGUUGGUUAGUUGGUUAUUUAACUUAGUUAUGUCUGCUUGCUGAGUCACCAUGAAUGUCGCACAAGCUGACUAUUAAUAUCCCUCGUUUCUA
Molecule: messenger RNA, 1403 nt
Organism: Monascus purpureus
Lineage: Eukaryota; Fungi; Ascomycota; Eurotiomycetes; Eurotiales; Aspergillaceae
Source: the annotation of a GenBank genome assembly